Molecule: messenger RNA, 2476 nt
Organism: Oryza sativa Japonica Group (Japanese rice)
Lineage: Eukaryota; Viridiplantae; Streptophyta; Magnoliopsida; Poales; Poaceae
Product: ceramide kinase-like
Biological process (GO): phosphorylation; ceramide metabolic process
Molecular function (GO): ceramide kinase activity
Source: RefSeq, a predicted model, not a curated record
CGGACCCAAGCGCGCACAGACCCAACUGAAAAAGGAAAAAAAAACAGAGGAAGAAUUCGCAUUUGCCCCUCCUCUUCCCCCACCGCGGGUGACCGGGGAGGAGUCGUGAGACCAAGCAACAGCAAGCGGGAAAGGCCAUGGAAGGCGGCGGCGAGGCGCUCUUCCUGGACGGCGUCGGGGAGGUCACGGUGGCCGUCGGCGACGACGGCCUCUCCUUCCAGCCCCUUCACCAGGAUGGAGUCAGGAAAUUCGUAGCUUCCGGUCUUCGGGUUCUUGAAUCGAAGAAACGGAAGGAAGUGAGUUCUUCAUGUUGGUCAUCUAUCAUAAUGCAACCUAAGUUAGAGAGCAAGCUUAAGUUUUCAGAUGUCUAUGCUGUAGAGCUUCUUGAGGUGGGUCCUGUAUGUGAACCUUGGAAUGCAAGAGCUACCGUUCAAGGCAAGAUAAAUACUGAGAUGAACCGAUUUGUCAUACACACGGUCACAAGACCAAGAAAAAGACCAUCUCCAUGGGUACCUUGUGAAUAUAUUUUUGGUCAUAAAGACCAGCAAACCUGCAAAACUUGGGUGGAGCAUAUAAAGACGUGCAUAAAUAAGGAACAGGAUAGGCCCAAGAGCCUCAUGGUAUUUGUCCAUCCAUUGUGUGGAAAAGGUAGAGGGUGUAAGAAUUGGGAAACAGUAGCUCCAUUAUUUGAGCGGGCAAAAGUAAAAACGAAGGUGAUAGUCACACAGCGAGCAGGACAUGCAUAUGAUACUUUAGCAUCUUUAUCAGAUAAAGAUCUCAAGAAAUUUGAUGGUGUUAUUGCAGUGGGUGGUGAUGGUUUAUUUAAUGAAAUUUUGAAUGGGCUACUAAGUACAAGGCACACAAAUUCUUAUCCUCCAACUCCAGAAGGGUUUGGAUAUUUCAGAAACAACAUGAAGUGUCAAGAACAUAGAAAUAAUGAUCUAAGCAAUAGUGAGCUCACAGGAGAUGAUGCAAAUGCCAUCUCUGGAAGUUCUAACACACCUGAUGAUCAUGAGCCCCUUCUUUCAACCACACGAUCUACAGGAUUGGACAUCUCGUCAUCAGAUUCUAGUGAUGAACCAUGCAAUGGAGAUCAGGUGCCUUUAGUCUCCUUCCCAAAUAAUUGGUUUAGGCUUGGAAUAAUUCCUUCUGGCUCAACGGAUGCUAUUGUUCUCAGUACAACUGGGGAGCGAGAUCCUGUGACUUCUGCUCUGCUUAUUAUCCUCGGCAGAAGGAUAUCACUUGAUAUAGCUCAAGUUGUCAGAUGGAAAAGUAGCCCAUCAGCUGAGGUUUCACCAACUGUGCGCUAUGCUGCUUCGUUUGCAGGAUAUGGAUUUUAUGGAGAAGUUAUAAGGGAGAGUGAAAAGUACAGGUGGAUGGGUCCUGCGCGAUAUGACUUCUCUGGAACAAUGGUAUUUUUGAAGCACAGAUCUUAUGAGGCAAAAGUGGCUUUUCUUGAAAAUGGAAACACUCAUUCACUUACAGCAUCGGCAGAGAAUAAUGCAAAUGGAGUCCAAACACUGCAAUACCAUCAAAAUAGACAUCGGAAAACCAUCUGCCGAACAAAUUGUUUAAUAUGCAAAGGAACUUCAACAUCUGAACAGAAUUCAGAAGAUGAAAAUCCAGACAGUUCCAGAACAGCUUGUGAGACCCCAAAAUGGGUCUGGUCCAAGGGUCGUUUUCUCAGUGUUGGUGCAGCUGUCAUUUCAUGUCGUAACGAAAGAGCCCCUGAUGGUCUAGUAGCUGACGCACACCUAUCUGAUGGUUUUCUUCAUCUUCUGCUCAUUAGAGAUUGCCCUCUUCCCUUUUACUUAUGGCAUCUAACACAAUUUACCAAGAAGGGCUCAGAUCCUCUGAGCUUCAAGUUUGUCGAACAUCAUAAGACACAAGCAUUUACUUUUAUAUCGUCACAUGACGAAAGUGUCUGGAACUUGGACGGAGAACUUCUUCAGGCCUGUGAGGUAUCUGUUCAAGCUUUCCGAGGCCUUGUCAACCUCUUUGCGUCAGGACCGGAGGUGUAGCUAUUCCCUUCUCUUUUUUCUCCCGAAGGGACGAUUGCAAAAGGCCCCGGCGUGUUGUACUUGUAUGCUGUACAGAAGUUCCUGUUCGAUACUCUGUUGCUAUUUUUUCUGUAGAAAAUGGAAAACACAGCGCCCAGAUUACGGAAUGCAGAAGCCUGGGUCGCUUCAAUUUUGCCACCGGAAAGAGCAGGCAUGUAGUUUACUAAGGUGGUGUUUGGUUGGAGGGACUAAAGUGGAACUAAACUUUAGUCCCUCUCACAAAAAUAUAAGUCCCUACCAUAGGGACUUAUAAUUUUGUGAGAAAGACUAAAUUUAGUCUCUAAGUUCCCAAACACCCCCUAAGUGCAGGAGUAGUUUUGGUCUGAAACAAUGACAUGCUGUGUAAUAAAGCAGAACUUGCUCUGUAAAGUGAUUCCAAUAUCUCCGUUUCAAAAAAAAAAAAAGUGAUUCCAAUA